AAACCGUAUUGGUACGUCGUUGUUAUGAUUCCCCUCUGAGUCUUUUAUCCGAUGUCCAGUGUGCUCUAUUUUCUGGUAAAUUAGAUUGUGAAGGAAGAUCAGAAUGGAUGCCCUUGAUCACAUGCUGACCGACCCCCUYGACUCAGGGGAGGGCAAUGAUGGGCGCAUCACAGAAGAGUGCAUGUUGGGAAACUGUCAAGUGAGUCUUCCAGAAGACCUGCUUGAGGAUCCUGAAAUCUUCUUCUCUGUGCUGAGUGAAAGCACCUGGUCUGAAGUACUYACAGAUGACCAGAGGCAGCAUCUCCGUCUACUGUUACCACACUUUCAAGAAGACAACACUAGUGAGCAGGACAGRACCAUCAGCAAACUCUUCAACAAACAGAACUUCUGCUUCGGAAACCCCUUGCACCUUGCACAGAAACUGUUCCAAGAUGGCCAUUUCAAUCCAGAAGUGGUUAAGUACAGACAACUGUGUGCCAAGUCCCAGAAAAAACGCCAGCUGAACUCGUUGCAGCAGUACUACCACAAACUCCUUAAACAGAUCCUGGUCUCUAGAAAGGAACUGCUAGAGUUGGCUGUCCGCAGUGGCCCUGACAUUGCGGUGAACAGAAGGUAUCCCACCCAGACACAUGGUGAGGUGCAGGAACAGAGGGUUAGAGGAAGAGUGUGCCGGAUACUGAGGGAAGUUAAAACUGAGUGUGGAGACAGCAAUGCCUCAUCUGACGAUGAUGAUACAGCCUCUUGGCUGCCAACACCUCAAUCUCCUUCCUCUCCAACGCCCACAGUCUCUGUCAGGGUUUUGCCCAGUCUCUCCACCCAGGACAUGAAGACCACRGAUAAGCAAGAACUGGGAGAGAAGGACAUGAGAGCCAUGCUACGGAGACAUAGAGAGAAGAGGAGACGACAACCGGAUCAUCCAGACUUGAUGACUUCUGACAUCCGCCUGGGUGACAUGAUGUCUAGAGUGAACAUAGGUCGUAAAGGCUCCAUGAUGACACUGUUUGACCUGGCUCUGCCCAAGAGGAAGAUGAGGGAGGAGAGGAGAAAGAAGAAGAUGAGGACAAUUAAAGUGGAGUCUGAGGAUCCCUGUGAGGCUCUGAUGCCUUCAGAAGCCCCAGCUCCAUCAGUUAACAUCACAGCUGCUCUGCCUGAGACCCCAGUCACUCCACUGCCCAGUGUCAAGGAAGAGCCGAUGGAGGAGGUGCAGAACAGCCCUGUCAUGGUGGAGGAGAUCGCUGUGAGCUUCUUCAACCUGCUGGAGAACAUCCUAAAACUAGACGGCCUCGCCAGCACCACCAUGUUGGAGGAGAAAGUCCAACAGUGGCAGACAUCUCCAGCUAGUUCCCUGAACCCCUGGUUCUCCUCGGCCUCCUGCUGGUCAGAGAUGGUGCUGCCGGCCCUGCACUUCCUGGCUGGGGAGACUAAAGUCGGUAUGUUGGUUCUUCCCAGUGGCUUCACUCCCUAUGUGGCGUUCAGGGAAAACUCACAGCGAUGGAAAUGGAUUGGUCCCAGUCAGGAUGGAGAGAAGGAUUUGAGUGCUCUGUGUCAGCUGUGGGUCGACUCCAAGGACUUGGUUGUGGUCAAGACAGAAUGUGAAGAACUAACAGAGAUGACUUCUCCCACCCCUAGAGUCAGUUGGACUGACUUCGUGGUGCGGCCCAGCACAGGAGACGAGAGGCAUGUUUUCCAAGUGCAGGAGCAGCAGCGGUAUGACCAGCCACACAAAGCCUUCACCUUCAGAAUGCAUGGCUUUGAGUCUGUGGUGGGGCCUGUUAAGGGGGUCUUUGACAAGGAGAUGUCUCUCAACAAAGCCAGAGAACACACUCUGCUGCGCUCCGACCGCCCAGCUUAUGUCACCAUCCUCUCCUUGGUGCGGGACGCAGCAGCCCGGCUGCCCAACGGAGAGGGGACCAGAGCUGAGAUCUGUGAGCUGCUCAAGGACUCUCAAUUCCUGGCACCAGAUGUCACCAGUGCUCAGGUGAACACGGUUGUGAGUGGGGCUCUGGACAGGCUGCACUAUGAGAAGGACCCCUGUGUGAAGUAUGACAUCGGCCGCAAGCUGUGGAUCUACCUGCACCGCGACCGCGGUCAGGAGGAGUUUGAGAGGAUUCACCAGGCUCAAGCUGCUGCUGCCAAGGCCAGAAAGGCUCUGCAGCAGAAACCUAAACCUGCGUCUAAGCCUAAGUCUGGAAGUAAGGAGGGGGGUGGGAAGACCCCUGGAGGCCUGGAAGCAAGUGAUGUGGGGGGUCCCAUGUCCCCAACUCCGACCACCCCCACUACCAGCACCCCUGGAACCCCCAAAUCACCCCUCGCCCCUGUAGCCACAACCCCCACCAAAGCUGGGAUCCCAGAUUCAGUCAAGACCAGUCCUGGUGUUCUACUGGUGUCUCCUCCCCCCAUGCCCCAGCUGGGGACCCUGUUGUCCAGCAGCCAGUCUGGCCCCCAGGUCUCUCAGCCAGCUACCUCCCAACACACAGCCAGGGUAGUGGGCCACCAGUCAGGCUCUCUCCCACAGGUACGAGUGGUUUCUUCCCAGACAGCAGGAGGACAGCAUGCCACGCUGCUGCACCAAACCCCUCAUCAAAUCAGAGUGCCAGUCACCAUGGGAACCAAGGGCAUCACGCAGGCUGUGGUGUCAUUACCACUGAGGACCCAGUCUGCUGGUAGCCCCAUCCAGGUGCAGGCGUCCAGAGGGCAGACAACCCUGUCAGUGUCAGGCCUGACCACUGCUGUUACUGUACUCAAACCUCAGACUGCGUCCCCUGGCAGCCCAGCACACAACCCUACCUCCCCCGCUGUCCGACAGGGAGUCACCAGCCAGAACAUCAUCAAACAGGUGGCUAUCACAGGCCAGUUGGGCAUAAAGUCUCAAGGUAGACCGGGUCUUCCAAUAACGGCUACCAAUCUUCGCAUCCAGGGCAAGGAUGUGCUCCGCCUGCCCCCCUCCUCCAUCACCACAGACUCUAAAGGACAGACGGUGCUGCGGAUCACUCCUGACAUGAUGGCCACCCUAACUAAGUCCCCUCUCACCACCGUCAAACUCACCCCCGACAUGUUAGGCACUGCCACUACCAAGAGCAUAUCUGCUACUCUCCAUGUAACUCCACCCCACUCCACCUCCAGCCCAGCCUCCUCCUCGGGUGAAGUCCGGACCAGCAAGGCCUCUGCUGGCACCACCACCCUGUUGAAGGCUGCAGGGGACACGAUCCGCCUGAUGCCCACCCUAGCAGUCACUAUGGCCGAGCAGAAGACCAGAACCUUCUCCACCGUCUCCUCGUCUGACUCGAAGAGUAGCACCACCAUACGGAUCAUGCCCGGCCUCGGGAUCAUCCCACAGAAACAGGGCCAAACCAUCACCAUGACUACCACCACUGGCAGCAAACCAGUCUCCACUGGAGCCGCCACUGUCACCAUAGCCACCAGCGUACUGGCCGGAGCUAAAGGGGUGACGGUAGGCUCUUCUGCCUCAGGCUCCCUGACUCUGGGAACAGCCACAGCUACUGUCCGCCAGGUCCCCGUCACAGCCACAGUGGUGUCCACACAACCAGGGAAGUUACCAGCACGGUUCACAGUGCCUCUGUCUGUCCUCAGCCAACCACUGAAAAGUAAGAGUGUGAUGACCACGCCCAUACUGAAAGGAAACCUCAGUACCAAUAUCAGCAGUCUGGGCAGGAACAUCAUCCUCACCACCAUGCCUGCCGGUACCAAGCUGAUAGCUGGGAACAAGCCAGUCAGCUUUGUCACGGCUCAACAGUUACAGCAGCUGCAGCAGCAGGGACAGGCCACACAGGUGCGGAUCCAGACGGUGCCAGCCCAGCAGCGCUCUGCAGCAGGCUCCCCCAAGUCAAUGUCCACUGUCGUAGUCACCACCGCACCCUCACCUAAACGGGCCCCGGACCCGCCACCACCAGCACAGUGACACGCAUUCCCUAAGCCAGCUACUGCUCUGUGCAGUGCCACCGCUCCAGAGGCAGGUGAUGCCUKGGAGCCAUAGCCCAACUCUGCUCUCUCAAUGUUUAGGACGGAUGUCUGGAGAUGAACACAGGAGUAAUCCCAGGACAGCAUAUCACUAGACCAUUUAUAGACAGUGGUUUCACCUGACAUAUCUGUUGUGCAAGGCUAAGUUUCAGCAACACUAAUGAAAUAGCCUGCAUUUAGGGAGUAAACGUUAUUUAUAAUAAGAGUUACAUGGAGAAAAUUGGACCUCUUUGAAAUGAAAAUGAAUGGCCCUCCCUCCAGCAAAAUAUAUUUGACCUAAACCCUCCCUGAACACACAAUAAUAAUAAACCUAAGUGGAUAGCAGAGUACGUCUAGCGUUUAGACUCACUUCUGGGACAGACCAGAGCCUUACAUAUGCAGUUUUACAAACUGUUCUUCGUCCUGUAAGCAUUACAUGGCAACAAAGGACUUUUGAGAGCGCACAUGGCUGUGGGCCAGAAGGUUGUGGGUUCGCAGACCAAUGUGAACAAGAGCAGGGUGGAAAGAUCUGCUUUAUAGUAAAAACAUUGCAUGAAUCUAGUAUCAUGUCAUGCAGUUCUACGUAAUUUUACAUAUUACAAUAUUUUUUUAAUGCCACACAAAUUACCAAACGAAGGGACAGAGAGAGAGGCCUAUCUGUUCGUCUUGUCAUAUUUCUCCAAUGUCAAAUCAGUGUGUCUUGUUUGCAACGACACUGGCCCUGUUUGCAAAUAAUUACAUCUGAGAUGUCAUUAUGAAUCUGAACAUGGUACUUUCAAAAGUUAGGCCUACCUUUCCAUCCCAGACAGAGUAGGCCUACCUUUCCAUCCCAGACAGAG
This is a messenger RNA of Salvelinus sp. IW2-2015, 4796 nucleotides long. It is a transcript of the gene nfrkb, whose product is annotated as nuclear factor related to kappaB binding protein. Lineage: Eukaryota; Metazoa; Chordata; Actinopteri; Salmoniformes; Salmonidae. The record is from RefSeq and is a predicted model, not a curated record. Gene Ontology annotation, cellular component: Ino80 complex. Gene Ontology annotation, molecular function: protease binding.